Messenger RNA from Dunckerocampus dactyliophorus (ringed pipefish), 4355 nucleotides. It is a transcript of the gene mphosph6, whose product is annotated as M-phase phosphoprotein 6. The transcript has 5 exons. Gene Ontology annotation, biological process: maturation of 5.8S rRNA. The record is from RefSeq and is a predicted model, not a curated record. NCBI's taxonomy places the organism in Eukaryota, Metazoa, Chordata, Actinopteri, Syngnathiformes, Syngnathidae. Bases 112 to 624 code for a protein of 170 amino acids.
GCCAUGUGGCGUUUGAGGGCUUGUAAAGCGAAGAAGGACUAGUUUAUAGUUCCAGUUUAUAUUUUUGUCAGGAGUUUUGCUUUUCUUCAGUUAGUAAUCCACGUGUGAACAAUGGCGGCUGACUCUGUUAAACUCUCCAAAAAUGUGCUACGGAUGAAGUUCAUGCAGAGAGGGUUGGAUGCUGAGACGAAGAAACAGCUGCAAGAAGACGAGAAAAGAAUCAUCAGUGAUGAACAUUGGUACCUGGACCUGCCCGAGCAGCAAAGCAAAGAGAGCUUCAUAGUGGAAGAGAAGAGUUUUGCUCCAUUUGAAGAGCUUCUGUUUGGCCGUAUGUCCUUCAAAGGCUUCAAUCCAGAAGUCGAGAAACUGAUGAUGCUCAUGAACCCACGGAGCACCUCGGCUAAACAAGAGGCAGACCCCAAUGCCAGCCGCAUGCAGACGGAUGUGACGGAUGAAGAAAUGGCUCUCAGGUAUCAGAGUUUAGUGGAAAGCAUGAAGAAGAAGUUUGUCCGGAAACGGGAACGAGUCACUAUAGAAGAAGAAGAAGAUGAUGAUGUCAAUCAAAAUGUUUUGAAAACACAUAAGACAAAGACCAAAAAGUUCUUGAAGCCAAGCCUGGACUGAUGCAAUUUUUUGUUUUUGCUUUUUUUUUUUUUUUUUUUUUUUUCAAAAAAAAAAAAUAUAUAUAUAUAUAUAUAUACUGUGUAUAGUUUUUGAAUAAUUAGUAGGGUUUCAACUUCCUGUUUCAUUACGUUUUUUUUUUGGUUUUUGUUUUUAACACUUUUUACUAGUGCUGUCAAAUGAUUAAAAUGUGUAAUCAUUAAUCAUGUUUCAAAUGAAUUAAUAUUUUAAAUGCAUGUCUGAAAUAUGCAAAUUUUUACUGUAUUUUAUUGAAAGAAAGAUAAUUGGUUUAUAUAUUUUUGCAUGUAUUAACAGCUCCAAAUGAACUGAAAAUUUCAAUCAGGCUAAAAGAUACCACACGUCUUAAUCUAUUUACCUCACUACUUUAAUAGUAGCAUGACAUGAAUCACACUUUAAAGCGUGUUAUGAGCUUGCGUUGACAUCACGUGAUUUCAGGAAAUGUACUUGUUUUCGGUGUAUUUUCCAUCAUAUUCAAAUGUAGCAAGUUGUACAUCCGAAUUAAGAGUUACGAAGUGGGUGAUAAGAAUAUAAGCGUGUUAUGAGCAAUGAGAGGUUGCGUUCAAACCAUGUCAUUUAAGUUGAAUUCACUGAGUAUUUUCUGGGAUUUCCGAGCAUAAUUAAAUGCAGUAAAUUGUACUUCGCAUUUAGAGUUGCAAAGUGACUGACAAGAAUAUCCACUUCUUGUUUUUCUUUGGCUUUCUGUUUCGAUGCAUAAUAGACGUUGUUGUGAUGUUCGCAGUGUCUCUGAAUGCAUCUCGCGGUCGUGUGGUGAAAAUGAGGAAGUGUUUCCAUGACGAAGGGACAAAAGACCACUGAUCUGUAUUAUAUAUCUGGAUAGCUCAUACGUCGCACGCCGGAGUGCAAGCCGCUGAAGCCAAAGAGACGCCAUCUUACUACUCACAUCGCGACUACAUUGGCACAGUGUACAAAGCAGAUGAAGAGGCUCACAGAACAUCUAUAUUUUAAAUUAAAAAGCGGGGAGAUUCUCCCAUUCCUUCAAGUAACGCAACCUUCGUCCCUUAAAAAUGAUUUGAUACGUUAUUCUCUAUCUUUUGGCUAUAUUAAAUGUACUUUUCCCCCUUCCCAUUCUCAUUGCCUUUGGGACAAAAUUCUACUCUGCACCCUGGCUCAGCACUCCCCUAUAGCAAUGAUAGUUUUACUCCUCUAGAAAGAGAUUUUCAUUUGAACUGCAUAUCCCAUCCCUUUUUUCCACUAAAAUCCAUGGUCAUGAUCCUUUACUUUUUUUUUUCUUACUUUCAUACAAUUCACUAUGCUCUCGUCUUUCCAAAAUAUGAAUCAUAAAAGACAGUGAUUUUGGACAAGUUUUAAAAUCAUUUAACAUUUUGCUGAUUUUUUUUGUUUGUGUUAUGAAAUAGAACUAACCUCUUUUCUGAUAUAGAAAUAUAUUUGAACAAAAACCACAGGAAUAAUAUGUGAUAACCAUAAUGUGUAAUAACCAUAAACACAUACACACACACACAGAAAACAACAACACUGAAACAAAACCAUAUGCUUUGGGUAAGACAACACGUUGUUUGCAAUCUCAAACAUACCGGUAUGCAUGUUCAGUAAUAUUAUUUUCCAGAACAUAUAUGAAUGAAUCCUUUUACAUCAGUCAUUCAGCAGCAAAAAAAAAAAAAAAGUUGUUUAUCCAAAUGAAGGGUCAUGCCGGGUCAAUUGUAUGCAAACUGGCUUGCUAACUGCACGGUACACGAUGCCUGCUAAGCAUCAUGGAAACACAGAUUCUCCCAUUCCUUCAAGUAACGCAACCUUCGUCCCUUAAAGAAAUACAUGUAUCAUGAUAUAACAAACAAGUACGGAAAUUUCCUCUUAGCUAUUAUAGAGCUAUAUAAAUGUAUCAAUUCUGGACAUACAUUUAAUCAGAGGAAUUUUACACGAUCGAAAAUAUCUGAGAUCGACAGCGCAAAACCCUUAAAUUAUCAAUCAUAAAUCUACAUUUCAAUCAUACUUACAGGUGAAAUGUUCGUCCACAGCUUUUGAACUGGCUAUUUGUGCAGUUAAUAGCUGCACAUGCAGGCAUCUUAAGGCAAAAUUUGUGUCCAAUCGGAAUUAAUAAAAGAAGUUCACCACGAAUGCAAAAGCUUGUGUUUCUUGCGAGUGGCAAUAUGGCGGCUGUGUGGCUUCACAAGUCAUUGCCAAUGGGCUAUCCAGAUAUAUAAUACAGAUCAGUGCAAAAGACGCAUUUGUGAGUUAGAAAUACAUAUGGUGUUGGAAUUGCACAGCUGUUGAUGUGUUCAGGUUAGAUUAAAGUUAUAAAAAAAGUGUCAGACUCUGUGGGGAACUUCACUUUGCUGCCGUCUGUCGUCAUAACAGUGAGAUGUGGCUUGCAAUAAAGCGUAUGCGUUUAUUACGCAAAAAAAAAAAUAAUGUAAUUAAUGAAAUACAUUAGUUAAUGCGCCAUUUUUGACAGUCCUACUUUGUACACGUUUGCUGACUACCAGAAAACCUUGACUUCUCAAGUGUUGGGAAAGCGGUGUGUCUUAUUAAACGCACAGGAAGUGGUCAUGUGUUUUCUUGUCACUUUUUUUUUUCCGCAUAAACAUCUGAGCAUUCUCGAAAAGACUUCUGGAACUCCAGCAUGUCACAGACUGCCAACUUUUAUUGUGAAAAGUGGACUACAGUAACGUGUGCACGUGAAACUGGACUACACAAAGUGAUGUGCCAAAGGAAGAUUGGGUUGUGGGGGGAGGACAAAGAUUCACACAAUGAGGACGCCGCAGCAGGGAAUGUCAAGGAAUGUUUUCUGUGGAAGGAUUUAAGCAAAGUUCUUCUUGAGGAAGUUGAUGAGGCCGUUGGUUGAGGAGUCGUGAGAGUGGACUUCAGAGUCACCUUUGAGCUCUGGUUCGAUCUUCUUGGCCAGUUGCUUCCCCAGCUCCACACUAGGGGGCAUCACACCGCAGGUUAGCAGUGCUACUCACUGUAAGCUACAAAAGCCAAGACCGUGGACAAACUUACCCCCACUGGUCGUAGCUGUUGAUGCCCCACAUGACGCCCUGCACAAAGAUUUUGUGCUCGUACAUGGCUGAGAGGACAGUUCUGUCAAUAACCAGCGUGAAGGAUUGUUGUGAUUGUUCAUUUAAGGUGGACGCCACUCACCAAUAAGUGCUCCCAGCAUGAACGGAGUCAACUUCUUGAACACGAUGGAGUUGCUCGGCUUGUUCCCUUCAAACACCUUAGAAAUAAAAUGAAAAAAAAAGAUAGGCUUAGUCAUGUGAUGCCUGCCAGCCAAUGGAAACAUCCGUCGAUUGGUGGUCUUACUUUGUGAGGAAGAAGAUUCUCCAGAGCGGUGCCCGACAAGCCGCUGGACUCCAGCUCCUUCCGAGCCUCCUCCGAUGUUUUUCCCUUCAUCAAAGCCUCCGUCUGGGCCAGGAAGUUGGCUGCAAGGAUCUGCCAACAUUCCAGGAUUAAUUUCAACAAAUGAGCGUGUGAAAGUAGAAUUGAAAUUUGACACAGACCGAUGCAUUUAGACAGCUGCUCAGUGGAGAAAUCAAUAUUGGUUGUAUGCUCCGUUCAGACUGCUGAAACGUGCGACCAUCAUGAAGAUGGUAUUCUUGAACAUGUGAAAGAAUCUACUUCAAUGAGACUGACAGCAAUAACAGCAUUAGCAGUAUAGCGGUCUCAGUAGCGAAACCUCCUCCUCCCAAUAGGCCUGUCUCUCCCUCCCUUGCAACGCCCCUUUUCCACUGUCAACA